Molecule: messenger RNA, 573 nt
Organism: Encephalitozoon hellem ATCC 50504
Lineage: Eukaryota; Fungi; Microsporidia; Unikaryonidae
Exons: 1
Coding region: 1-573 (190 amino acids)
Biological process (GO): regulation of DNA-templated transcription
Molecular function (GO): DNA binding
Source: RefSeq, a predicted model, not a curated record
AUGAACACAAUAAUGGACAUUUUAAACAGAGUCGUGCGUGCGGAGGAAAGCUACUUCACCGACGGAGCUGGCAGAGAAAAAUUGUUGGAGGACAUGAAGCAGCUUCGCAAAGAAUACAAGGCUUCAAUGCCCAGUAAUGCCGGAAGAGAGGGAAUAAAGUUCAAAAUGGCACUAUUGUUUGUUCUUGGGAAGGUAAAACAUAAGAUUCUGUUUGAGGACAGACUUAUGGAGGUUAUAGACUCCGAGAUGACUUUCAUUAAAGGAUGUGUGAAAAGCAUAAUCUCUGAGCCUAUAAGGAUCGGCCCUGUAGAGGCUACCAAAUACGUUCAGCAGGAGGCGGAGCACAAGUGCUCUAAGCCAAAGACCAGAGCCAACUUCCCGAUGGAUACAUCCCAACUUCUGAGAUCCUGGCUCAAGGAGAACAUGGAUAAUCCAUACCCGUCAGAUGCAGAAAAAGCCUAUCUUUGCCAGAAAACCGGGCUUGGGCCGGCACAAAUCAACAACUGGUUCAUAAAUGCCAGGAGAAGAAUUCUGCCGUUCAUGAAAGGAAAGUGUACCAAUUUCAGCAAAUAA